CAAGGGACAUUUUCGGCACCGGGAAAGUUCAUUGUCAAGUAUAACAUCAGCUGCUGGACUACAGAUGAUCAUAGUGUAAACAAAAUUCCAUGUUUCAUGUAAUCUUACCGACAGGAUCGUAGUUUGGCCAUGGACGAAGUCGAGAGCCAAUUUAGGCAAUUUAAAGAUUUCCUGUAUCUCUACAAUCAAAUUUCUGAAAAGUGCUUCGAUCUGUGUAUCACAAGACUGCAUCAGAGGGAUUUGACAGAAACAGAGACUGCCUGUGUGGAUACAUGCGUAGGAAAACAAGUCAGUGUCAAUCACAAGAUAAUGGCUGUGUAUUCUGAAGUUCAGCCUAUUUAUAUGCAGAAGCGUUUGGAUGAAAUGAACAAACAGAUAGAAGCUCAGCAGCAGAUGGCAGCACAACUUGAAGAACAGCAGAAUCUGCAGAAUCUCCAAACAGAACCUCAAACUUAG
Macrobrachium nipponense is the source of this 456-nucleotide messenger RNA. Its product is annotated as mitochondrial import inner membrane translocase subunit Tim10 B-like. The record is from RefSeq and is a predicted model, not a curated record. Gene Ontology annotation, cellular component: mitochondrial intermembrane space chaperone complex. The transcript is spliced from 3 exons. Lineage: Eukaryota; Metazoa; Arthropoda; Malacostraca; Decapoda; Palaemonidae. Bases 130 to 456 code for a protein of 108 amino acids.